AUGGCUUCGGACGAGUGGCGGGAGGAUGAGGCCCCCGAGGAUCGGGACUUCCGGGUGCUCAUGGAGUACGCGCAUGGCUUCAUGGUGUCGCAGGUCGUGUUCUCCGCCUGCGACCUCGGUGUAUUCGAUGUCAUUGCAGCCUCUGGAACGGCCGACGUGGGAGCCAUUGCCAGGGCCACAGGGUCAAGUCCCGGCCAUACCCGACUGCUGCUGGAAGCCUGCGUGGAACUGGGGCUGCUGCGGGUGGGGCCGGACGGCACCUUCGCCAACACCCGACUGGCAUCAUCGCUGCUGGUUGCAGGCAGCCCCCGGUGUCAGCGCCACAUGAUGCUCUACCUGGCUGGGACCCCGUACCGCUGCUGGGGGCAGCUGGGCCGAGCUGUCAGGGAAGGGCGGAGCCAGUACGGGCGUGCCGUGGGUGUGGACACCGAGGAGCCCUUUGUUGCCAUCUACAGGUCGGAGCCAGAGCGCCUGCUAUUCAUGCGCGCCCUGCAGGAGACCUGGAGCGUGUGCGGGGGUCAUGUCCUCACGGCGUUUGACCUCUCACCCUUCCGGGUCGUCUGUGACGUCGGUGGCGGCUCCGGGGCCCUGGCUUGCGAGCUCGCCCGUCUCUACCCCGGGAGCGACGUCACCGUGUUCGACACCCCGGAAGUGAUUGCCGCGGCGCAGGCCCCGCCCUUCCAGUCCCCUGGGAUUGAGCCAGUGGUGCACUUCCUGGGAGGUGACUUCUUUCGAUCCCGCCUCCCAGCUGCCGACCUGUACAUCCUGGCCCGGGUCCUGCACGACUGGACAGACGAGGCCUGUGCGGGGCUGCUGGGUCGGAUCAGCAUGGCGGGUGGGGCGGGGACGGCUUUGCUACUGGUCGAGGCAUUGCUGCCCCCAGAGGGUGACCCCACUGGCCCAGCCCGCCUCCCUGCGCUGCUCCUGUCACUCAACAUGGCCGUUCAGACACUCGGGCGGGAGCGCACAGAAGCUGAGUACCGGGCCCUGACGGCCAGGGCGGGGUUCAGCCACUUCCGGAUGGUUCGGACAAGGGGGCCCUAUGCCACCAUGCUGGCCUGGAAGUGACCCUUCCAGACCUGGAAAUGACAUUAUCUGCCCCCAGGAAGGGGGAGAUGACCAUUGACAGUGGUGGGUACUUCCAGGAAGUGAAGUCACAUGCGGAAACAACCCAGAAAGUGACCCACCCACCAUUGAGGGACACCAGAAAGUUACUCCAGCCAACCUGGAGAGGUGCUGCCUGACCCGGAAGUCAUUCCAUCCAUCCAUGUGGUGGGGGAAUCGGUGACUGGUGUCACUGGGGGCAUUUAAGAAGUGAUAUCAUGUCUGAAUGAAUAAAUUAGUUCUCA
Psammomys obesus (fat sand rat) is the source of this 1349-nucleotide messenger RNA. RefSeq names its product acetylserotonin O-methyltransferase (gene Asmt). The coding region runs from base 1 to 1068 and encodes 355 amino acids. The record is from RefSeq and is a predicted model, not a curated record. The transcript has 8 exons. Gene Ontology annotation, molecular function: O-methyltransferase activity. Lineage: Eukaryota; Metazoa; Chordata; Mammalia; Rodentia; Muridae.